Messenger RNA from Anastrepha ludens (Mexican fruit fly), 3506 nucleotides. It is a transcript of the gene tx, whose product is annotated as helix-loop-helix protein delilah. The transcript is spliced from 4 exons. The record is from RefSeq and is a predicted model, not a curated record. Bases 1781 to 3010 code for a protein of 409 amino acids. Gene Ontology annotation, molecular function: protein dimerization activity. NCBI's taxonomy places the organism in Eukaryota, Metazoa, Arthropoda, Insecta, Diptera, Tephritidae.
GCGUUAAGUUGUAGUGCUGGCGCGUAUCAAACAAAGCCUUGCGCGCCUCAAAAGUCGCAUUUGAAAAGUUACGCUCAUGUACGUUGAGCGAUUGCGAACGUAAAGUUUAAGAUCUGGCAACGCAGUGCUAGCUAACUACAUGAACAUAAAGUAAUCCAGCUUGCGCGUUCUCGAUAUUGCAGCAGCGCUCGAAGCAGCAGCGCGGCAGUGACGCCAUCAAAAUUUACUUCUAUCGCGCAGUGCGCCUACUAAUCGCUGAUCGCUGCACAUUCAGUACGUUACAGCCGCGCGCAGUUAAUAGACGUACACAUUCUGAAAACUCCAAAGUGCGCGUGCAAACGAACGAUUCAACGUGAUGUGAGUAAAAAGAAAAAUACUAAACUGACAGCAGUAGCCGCACAUCUUUACGCUCGAUAUAUUUUUGGUAAAAAUACAAAUAGUAUUUGUAGAUCGCAUAAUUUGAGUAUUUAGUGAGUUAACUCAUCGCGAAGCGGUAUCGUCAUCUGUUGAUUUCUUGUGCGCUAGCUAUCCACCUCAGUUUGUAUUCGUAUGCGUCUAUGUAUACAUUUCGAUGUCGUGUGCUUUUGCUCAUACUCUCUCGAUUUGGGGCUUAUUCUGAUUGGGUGCGCGUUAUAAAUAUACCGUUGUGAUGCCAUGCGGCGAUGCGGUAUUCUGAUGCGGCGAGUGAUGAGCGAUCUCCACAAAAUGAAAAUGCGAUGCGUGCAUAGCUGCGGACAAUUCUGAUAAUCGGAUAUUUUUAGAUUGCAUGUGAAUUCAGAACGGCAGCAGCAAUAGCAACAGCAAUAAAAGAAAAAGUCAAAUUAGAUUCGGCAUCGACAAAACCAGCAGCUAGUGGAUAUACAUAUACAGAUCUACCUACAUAUGUAUAGGUGUAUAUUAUUAUAUUUAUGUUGGUGAAUUUUGAUUAGCGCUGGCGGCAGUACGACAUUGAUUUCCUGGUGUAAGGUUCGGCAAAUUUGGAGCAAUAAGUUACAGACUGAGUGAGAAAAGGGGCAAAUGCAUCAUAGUGCAAUAGGUGAUGGGUGAUGGAUUUAUUGUGGCAAAAACAAAUUUAAAACAAAAUCUCAUAAAAAUAUGUAAAUUUGUCGCGUGUGUUGUUGAGGGAUGAAUAAAAAGAAAGAAGAAAGAAAAACACAAAUAAAAAUAAAAAUAAAAUCUGUGGAGAAUAUUUCCGGCGAUUUUUAUGAGAUUCAAUAAAAGCAUAUAAAAAUAUGCUCUGGCUACGAAGUGUCUGAGUGCAUUUUUGCCGAAGACAGCAUAAGCAACGUUUUCUACCCCAGCAAGACAACAAUUGACUGAGUGAUUUAUUGGUUAGCGCAUGUCAGCGCUCCAGGAGUACUUGAAGUUAUACGAUCUGACGCCUGCCCACUCCUCAAAGUCUAACACUCGCCUACGAAUGAAGUAAUAUUUGUACAAUUAGAUUAAAAGUAAUAAAUGUUUUAUGCACUCGCUCAUGAAUGCAAAUUAACAGGCAAAGUAAACAAAUAAAUAUCAGCAAGCAGGCUCAGGCGGCACCUGAGAGAGGCGGUGAAGCGGUGUAGCAGUGAUAUUGUGUAUAGUGAAUUAGUGCUACAGUAAGACAGUGAAGCAGUGAAGUAGCGAAGCAACUCAGCGAACCCCAAAAAGUCAUAAUGAACUAUUACCGAGCUCAUCAGCUAUAAAAGAUAAUAUCAGUAGGCAUCGAUACCUCCAGGCAGACAACAAACGCAGACAGUUAAGCAGCCAGCAAACAAAGGCGGAACACCACCAAAUCCCCCUCAUGAAACUACCAUCGCCCUACAAAAUGCAUGAUUGCAGCUCAUUAUUAGCUGGCAGCCAGCGAAGUGCGGAAGAGUGUAAAAGCAGUAAAGUCGGUAGCCGUAAGGAGAAAUAUUCAUUGCGUGAACGUCAAAAGCGUCGACUUGGAUUGGCGAGUGUGGUCGAUUUGCCGAAACGUUCAAACCACAAGGAUGAUAUUGAAGAGACCACAGGACCGCAGCGCACACAAAAUACCACACUGUCCAAAUCGAAAGCGCCUCCACUCAGCAAAUACCGACGGAAAACCGCCAAUGCGCGUGAACGUACGCGCAUGCGUGAAAUCAAUUCCGCGUUUGAGAAUUUGCGGCAUUGUGUGCCACAAAGCAUCGCCGUGGAUGAGACGGGGCCAACCAAUGAGAAACUUACAAAAAUCACAACGCUACGGUUAGCCAUGAAGUAUAUAAACUUGCUGUCGGAGGUGCUAAAUACUCCUAAUUUCAAAGGCGAAUUGCCAUUCGACUUUUUAUGUGCUAGUGACGAGACAACGAUAAAACAGAAGCCGGCACCGAAAGCUUUGAAAGUUGAGUCUAGUAAAUCUACUGCUGCAAUGCUUAAAAGUACCAAGCCAACAAACAAAGCCACCGCAGGACGCACAACUGUCAGUGCGCCGGUGCAUAAGUCUCCCAAACGUUUGGGAAAACGUAAAAAGAAGGAGUUAAAGUCACCGUCCACCGCUGCACUGGGUAGUAGCAGUAACACAAUGCCUGACUCAUGUCGCGCUAAUUUGUCAAAUACCAGCACUACUUCCUCCUUUGUAACAUGCAGUGGCGAUUCGCUCUCCUCACAUUCAUCAAGCUUUCUCGACAGUAUAACCAGUCCCAGUUAUUCCAGCAGUUUCGUGCCUUCCAUGUCCGAGCUGAAUAGUUUAACUCUAGAAUCUGAUGGUGAAUCGCUGCAUCUUUCCGAUCCCUGUCACAGUCCCUUACAAGACAAAUUCGAUAGUAUCUUUGGCGGCAGCGCGUUGGACUCCAGGCCGACAGUUGAACAUAAUAUUUUAGGUGAUAUCGAUGCGCCAUUGGAACUGAGCUUGCAGUUCCUUGGCACAACGCCCGAGUCGCUGGACUUCUCUAUGGAACAACCACCGACGACGUGCAUUAGUCCAUUAGUUUCUUUAGAUACAUUCAAUCCGUUUAGCGAUUUUCUACACCCAGAAUAUCCAGAGCAUGCAUCGUUGGAUAUGUUUUUAACAUAACCCGCGGAGUUGCAUCUACACCAAUGCAAUACUUUUUAACUAACUUAGUUUGAAUUACUUCAAUUGAUCGAAAGAGUUUUGAGCUUUGGGCUUUACCACAAGAAAGCUUACCCCUGCAACCAUUUCACGUGGCCAUCACUAGUAUUUCAUAUUAUUUCUUAUAGAUUAUAAUUUAAUACUUGUUGCUUAACUUAAUCAAAUAUUGAUGCAUUUAACUCAACUGAACUGAAGAAGUGCGUGGAAGUUUAAACUAUCAUACUUACUUUAAUAACAAAAUGAUCUGUAAUGUAUUAUCCUUUUGCGUCCCUGUUAAAUGGAGUUGACUGUAUUUUGUUUAACUAUUUUUCAUCUUUUUAUAUAGUUUUAUAAGAAACUUAGCUAACACUUUGAGAUUGUUUUCAUAAAGGAGAUUUAUAUGUUAAAAUUUGUAAACCGAAAUAUUUAUUUUUUUGAUUAACAAAAUAUCCUUUAUAAUUGUUGAUUUUUUAAUAAUAAG